AUGGGCGAGCGGCUCGAGGAGCACUUGCAGCAGGCGGUUCGUGGCAUGCUGCUGCUGCCUGAGGGCAAGAUCAGCUCGCCGGUCGUUGUGGCGGGGCAGAUCGCGGACCUCUCCGCAGCGCUCGCGCUGGCUUCCCACCAUGCCGGCAUCGAUUUGCGCGCGGCGCUCGAUAUUACCAUGGGCCGGGAGUCGCCGGCCGCACCGGCGUGCUGGCUCUCAGCGACGACCUCGCCACGCUCGGCACGCGCGUCGCACGCGGCGAACUUGCGGUCGGCGCUGCAGUUCAACCGCGAGCGGCUGCAGCGCGCCUCGGAGGAGUUCGACACGUCGCGCGCCCUCUCUCCCGCCGACGGGAUGGUCGAGAUGGAGAGUGUCGCCCGCAGUUUGCACCGGCUCGGCGUCAUCCUCGCCGCGCGGACGAUCGUGCUCGCGGGGGCGCGCGACGCGCGGGCCGAGGUGAUGCCGCACGCGGUGAGCGAUUUCGUGAGCGUGCUCGGCGCGCAGCAGCUGCCCGACUACGCCCGCGCCUCCUCGCUGCCUCCGGUGGCGCGCCUGCUGACCGAGCACGGCGCCGUCGGCGACAGCAUUGACCUCGACGCGGACCUGCUCGCGGAGCUCGGCGCAAAGUGCGACCUCAAGACGGACCCUGCCCUGUGGCGGCUGCUGCCGCAGCUGCUCGCCGCCUCGCUCCAGCUGCCGCCGUGGUCCUCCCUCACCGCCGACCUCGCCUCCGACGCGCUCCCAAACAACCUCCACACCGUCGCCUUUGCCCUCCACGCCCUGCUCUCCAUGCACGCGCGCGCCGCGGCGCACACCGACGAGGCGGCGGCGGAGCCCCUGGUGGCGGGGCGGCUUCUGCUGCUCGAGCACCUCGCCCGCCUCGCCUCGCCGCUCUCGCCGGCGGCGCUACUGCACGACGUGCUCCCGCACGGCCUCACCGCCACGCACAACGCGCAGGCGUGGCAGGCGGCGAGCGGUGCGGAGAAGAAGAACAGCUUCCCGAGGACGGGCACGGGAGGCAAGCGAGCGUAG
Emiliania huxleyi CCMP1516 is the source of this 1032-nucleotide messenger RNA. RefSeq lists its product as hypothetical. Gene Ontology annotation, cellular component: SCAR complex. Lineage: Eukaryota; Haptophyta; Isochrysidales; Noelaerhabdaceae. The transcript is spliced from 6 exons. Bases 1 to 1032 code for a protein of 343 amino acids. Gene Ontology annotation, biological process: cell projection assembly; cell migration; cell morphogenesis. The record is from RefSeq and is a predicted model, not a curated record.